GCACGGGGUGAGGCUGCAGCCAACUCCGCUCCCCACGUACUCGGCUGUCCAGGCGCUCCGGACGCAGCAGCGGCGCUUCUCCGCGGGGCCGACCGCCCGCGAUGUCCGCUUAGGAGCGGCGGCAGCGGCCAGCAUUGCCACACCCGCGGCGUAGCGCUCCCAGCCGUGGAGCGGGGCUAGAGGGCGAACCCCUGCGCCAGCCCCCACCCCGCCCCCCCCACCCUGAAAUGACUUGUUAAUCGGCGCAGACACCACCGAAGGGAUUGCCGGAGUGGAAUCCAAGUGGAAUUUGGAUUUUGAGAAGAGUUUCUUGAACAUUUACUCCCUUCUUGUUGGUUUCUUUCUUUCUUUCUUCCUCUCCCCUUCUCCGCCUGUCACUGGAGAUGAAUACAGCGCGUUUGCAUCCCAGAAAGUAGUCGCCGCGACUGUUACCCCAAAGAGGCAAGCACACAUGUAGGAAUGACAAAGGCUUGCGAAGGAGAGAGCGCAGCUCGCGGCCCGGAGAGAUCCCCUCGAUAAUGGAUUACUAAAUGGGAUACACGCUGUACCAGCCCGCUCCGAGCCCCGGCCGCCUGCCCGUCGAUGCACCGAAAAGGGUGAAGUACAGAAAUAAAGUCUCCCCGCUGAACUACUAUGAGGUCAGAAGCCUUGCUGCUAUAUUUCACACUGCUACACUUCGCUGGGGCUGCCUUCCCAGAAGAUUCUGAGCCAAUCAGUAUUUCGCAUGGCAACUAUACAAAACAGUAUCCGGUGUUUGUGGGCCACAAGCCAGGACGGAACACCACACAGAGGCAUAGGCUGGACAUCCAGAUGAUCAUGAUCAUGAACAGAACCCUCUACAUUGCUGCUAGGGACCAUAUUUAUACUGUUGAUAUAGACACUUCACACACAGAAGAAAUUUAUUGUAGCAAAAAACUGACAUGGAAAUCUAGACAGGCUGAUGUAGACACAUGCAGAAUGAAGGGAAAACAUAAGGAUGAGUGUCACAACUUUAUUAAAGUUCUUCUAAAGAAAAACGAUGAUACUUUGUUUGUCUGUGGAACUAAUGCCUUCAACCCUUCCUGCAGAAACUAUAAGAUGGAUACUUUGGAACCUUUUGGGGAUGAAUUUAGUGGAAUGGCCAGAUGCCCUUACGAUGCCAAACAUGCCAACAUUGCACUGUUUGCAGACGGAAAACUGUACUCUGCUACAGUGACUGACUUCCUUGCCAUUGAUGCAGUCAUCUACCGGAGCCUCGGAGACAGCCCAACCCUGCGGACCGUCAAGCAUGAUUCAAAAUGGUUGAAAGAACCGUAUUUUGUGCAAGCGGUAGAUUACGGAGACUAUAUCUACUUCUUCUUUAGGGAAAUAGCGGUGGAGUACAGCACCAUGGGAAAGGUAGUUUUCCCAAGAGUGGCUCAGGUUUGUAAGAAUGACAUGGGAGGGUCACAAAGAGUCCUGGAGAAACAGUGGACAUCUUUCCUUAAAGCUCGCCUGAACUGCUCAGUUCCAGGGGACUCUCAUUUUUAUUUCAACAUCCUCCAGGCAGUUACAGACGUGAUUCGUAUUAAUGGCCGUGAUGUUGUCCUGGCAACCUUUUCCACACCUUAUAACAGCAUCCCCGGGUCUGCAGUGUGUGCCUAUGACAUGCAUGAUGUCGCCAUUGUUUUUACUGGGAGAUUCAAAGAACAGAAGUCUCCAGAUUCCACGUGGACACCAGUUCCUGAUGAACGAGUGCCUAAGCCUAGGCCAGGUUGCUGCGCUGGCUCAUCCUCCUUAGAAAAAUAUGCAACCUCCAAUGAAUUUCCUGACGAUACCCUGAAUUUCAUCAAAACGCACCCGCUCAUGGAUGAGGCCGUGCCCUCCAUCAUCAACAAGCCAUGGUUCCUGAGGACGAUGGUCAGAUACCGCCUGACCAAAAUUGCGGUGGACACCGCUGCUGGGCCAUAUCAGAAUCACACUGUGGUUUUCCUGGGAUCAGAGAAAGGAAUCAUCUUGAAGUUCUUGGCCAGGAUGGGAAACAGUGGUUUCCUAAAUGACAGCCUUUUCCUGGAGGAGAUGAGCGUCUACAACCCUGAAAAGUGCAGCUAUGAUGGAGUAGAAGACAAGAGGAUUAUGGGCAUGCAACUGGACAAAGCAAGCAGCUCUCUGUAUGUUGCAUUUUCCACUUGUGUGAUAAAGGUUCCCCUUGGCCGGUGUGAACGACAUGGGAAGUGCAAAAAAACCUGUAUCGCUUCCAGAGACCCCUACUGUGGGUGGGUAAAGGAAGGAGGUGCCUGUGCCCAUCUGUCACCUGGCAGUAGACUGACUUUUGAACAGGACAUAGAGCAUGGCAAUACAGAUGGCCUGGGAGACUGUCACAAUUCCUUCGUGGCACUGAAUGGGCACUCCAGUUCCCUCCUGCCCAGCACCACCACGUCCAAUUCGGCGGCUCAAGAGGGGUAUGAGUCUAGGGGAGGAAUGCUGGACUGGAAGGAUUCACCUGACAGCACAGACUCUUUGGGGGCAGUGUCUUCCCAUAAUCACCAAGACAAGAAGGGAGUGAUUCGGGAGAGUUAUCUCAAAGGCCACGACCAGCUCGUUCCUGUCACCCUCCUGGCCAUUGCGGUCAUUCUGGCUUUUGUCAUGGGAGCCGUCUUCUCGGGCAUCAUCGUCUACUGCGUCUGCGAUCACCGUCGCAAAGACGUGUCCUCCGUGCACCGCAAGGAGAAGGAGCUCGCCCACUCGCGCCGCGGCUCCAUGAGCAGCGUCACCAAGCUCAGCGGCCUCUUUGGGGACACCCAGUCCAAAGACCCCAAGCCGGAGGCCAUCCUUACACCACUCAUGCACAACGGCAAGCUCGCCACUCCCAGCAACACCGCUAAGAUGCUCAUCAAGGCUGACCAGCACCACCUGGACCUGGCUGCCCUGCCUACCCCAGAGUCCACCCCGACACUGCAGCAGAAGCGCAAGCCCAACCGCGGCAGCCGCGAGUGGGAAAGGAACCAGAACCUCAUCAACGCCUGCACCAAGGACAUGCCCCCCAUGGGCUCCCCCGUGAUCCCCACCGACCUGCCCCUUCGGGCCUCCCCCAGCCACAUCCCCAGCGUGGUCGUGCUGCCCAUCACGCAGCAGGGCUACCAGCACGAGUACGUGGACCAGCCCAAAAUGAGCGAGGUGGCCCAGUUGGCACUGGAGGACCAGGCGGCCACCCUGGAAUAUAAGACCAUCAAGGAACAUCUCAGCAGCAAGAGUCCCAACCAUGGGGUGAACCUGGUGGAGAACCUGGACAGCCUGCCCCCCAAAGUCCCCCAGCGGGAGGCCUCCCUGGGUCCUCCCGGAGCCUCCCUGUCUCAGAACGGCCUGAGCAAGCGGCUGGAGAUGCACCACUCCUCGUCCUACGGGCUUGAUUAUAAGAGGAGCUACCCCACGAACUCGCUCACGAGAAGCCACCAGGCCGCCACGCUCAAAAGAAACAAUACUAACUCCUCCAAUUCCUCCCACCUCUCCAGAAACCAGAGCUUUGGCCGGGGAGACAACCCACCCCCCGCCCCGCAGAGGGUGGACUCCAUCCAGGUGCACAGCUCGCAGCCCUCGGGCCAGGCCGUGACUGUUUCGAGGCAGCCCAGCCUCAAUGCCUACAACUCACUGACCCGGGCGGGGCUGAAGCGCACGCCCUCGCUAAAGCCGGACGUGCCCCCCAAACCUUCCUUUGCCCCCCUUUCCACCUCCAUGAAGCCCAACGAUGCGUGUACAUAAUCCCUGGGGGAGGGGUCAGGUGUCGAACCAGCAGGAAACGCUAGGCGCCCGCUCAGCUCAGCAAGGUUCUCGGCUGCUGAGUACCCACCCGACCAAGAUGGCCGCGGC
This is a messenger RNA of Lipotes vexillifer (Yangtze River dolphin), 3825 nucleotides long. It is a transcript of the gene SEMA6A, whose product is annotated as semaphorin 6A. Bases 634 to 3717 code for a protein of 1027 amino acids. The record is from RefSeq and is a predicted model, not a curated record. The transcript has 19 exons. Gene Ontology annotation, cellular component: plasma membrane. Gene Ontology annotation, biological process: semaphorin-plexin signaling pathway; neural crest cell migration; axon guidance. NCBI's taxonomy places the organism in Eukaryota, Metazoa, Chordata, Mammalia, Artiodactyla, Lipotidae. Gene Ontology annotation, molecular function: semaphorin receptor binding; chemorepellent activity.